This is a messenger RNA of Racocetra persica, 317 nucleotides long. NCBI's taxonomy places the organism in Eukaryota, Fungi, Glomeromycota, Glomeromycetes, Diversisporales, Gigasporaceae. The record is from the annotation of a GenBank genome assembly.
UAAUCACUCUUCACGUUCACCAACACCUAUAAAAAGACGUUCAAUCAAUGAUAUUGAUCCCUUAAUUUCAAUCACACCACCAUCUCAAAAUUCGAACAAUAAUCUUUCCCCACGUUUGCCAACUCUAACCAAAAGACGAUCCACCAAUGCAAUUGAACCACUUAUUUCAAAUUUACCAUCACCUCAAGACUCAUAUAGUCAAUUUAAUAAUUCGUCUUCUUCUAUAAAUCCUCCACCACCUUCGCAUUCUCGUCGUUCGAGACCUGGUUCUUACGUUCCUACAAUUCCACUGAUUAGUUUGAUCCCACCAUCUUAUA